Alexandromys fortis (reed vole) is the source of this 9861-nucleotide messenger RNA. RefSeq lists its product as uncharacterized. Lineage: Eukaryota; Metazoa; Chordata; Mammalia; Rodentia; Cricetidae. Gene Ontology annotation, molecular function: GTP binding. Gene Ontology annotation, cellular component: endoplasmic reticulum. The record is from RefSeq and is a predicted model, not a curated record. The transcript has 7 exons. The coding region runs from base 1116 to 3383 and encodes 755 amino acids.
UUGAGCCUGUGAGCAGGAUGGAGAGGGGGCUGGGCUGUGAGACCAGAGUGUCUGCUGUCUACACACCGGCAUUUUACAAAGCACUGCGCAGGAGCAUACCGUGCUAGCGCAUGCGGCGCAGGCAAGAGCGGGCGUCCAGACGCCUGAGGGGUGGUCUGGGUUUCAACCUUAGCAAGUUCAGAGGAAGUCUUAGGAGUACACAGAUUCUUGAUGGGCAGAUCUUGUCUCUUCCCAAACUUCUUUCAUACGGUAAGAGAAACCUAUUCUAGAUCCCAUUUCAGGAGCAAAGUGCGGUUUAGAAGGUACCAUUCCUCAAACUGCACAUACAACAAAUGCAGAAGAUGCUUCUAUGUCUCUAUAAACCAUGCCUUCAAGGCCAGUCAUGAUGUGCCAAGUCUACGCCCCUCUGAAGUCUCUUAUUCUCACACCUGUAUGCGUGUGCAUGGGGAGGGGGCUCUAACACACCUCAGAGGAAUGGAACUUGGUCAUCAAGCCCUGUCCCCACCUGUCACUUAAACCUUUGCUUCCUGAUUGAAGUUUGUCCCGCUCCAACUAUAGGGACCUCACAGUUUUUUCAUGUCUAUAGUGAAGAGUUGGAGAAAUAGCUCAUUUUCAAAUGCUAGGUGUAGUUUAAGCUUAUGAGGAAUGAUCGACUUGUUCUAGCAGAACCACCAAGGAUGGGGCCAAAAGAUGCGAUGUCCAGGGGAACACCUAAAUAUUUUCUAAAAACAUCAAGACAAGAAACUAGAUAACUCCUGAGCUCUCUUAAACAUGUAGAACUGUUCUUGCUUUGUAUUCCCAGACAAUUAAAGCCAUUUGUCACCCAAGAUUUCAUUCACUGUUUUUUUUUUUCUCUUUGGCUUCCACUCUGAGCUCCGGGGAGUCCUGGGGGCCUGUCCUGGCCUCCCCUGAGUCCAUGCACACGGUUCAUUUCCCCCAGGACAAGGUCUCCAAGCUCCUGCAGAAGUCUUGUUCGCUGCUCUCGGUCUUGUGGCUGCUUCUUCUUUUCUGCAUCAUUUGUGGAAUUUGCUGAUUCCCGCACCCAGAAUGGUGACACAGAACCACACAGAAGGAGCGCAUGAAUGAGGAAAUCGUGACUGAGAGUCCUGAGAAGCAUGGGAGGAAGGAAGAUGGCAAGAGACGAGGAAAGCACCUAUGGCUUGGAGAUGUAUUCACAGAUCCCAAGGGGGCCCCCACUGAGGCUCAUCCUGGUAGGUAGGACCGGGACCGGCAAGAGUGCCACUGGUAACACCAUCCUGGGCCGGACCUGCUUCGUAUCCAAGCUGGGGGCUGUGCCUGUUACCAGAUCCUGCUCCUGGGCCAACAGGAAAUGGGCCGGCUGGUAUGUUGAGGUGGUGGACACCCCGGAUGUAUUCAGCUCUGAGGUCAAACAGACCGACCCUGCGUGCUCGGAGACAGCCCACUGCUUCCUACUGACGUCGCCCGGACCGCACGCGCUGCUGCUGGUCACCCAGCUGGGUCGCUUCACCACUCAGGACAGCCAGGUGCUGGCCGGGGUGAAGCGGGUGUUCGGGGAGAAAGUGAUGGCGCGGACUGUUGUGGUGUUCACUCGCAAGGAGGACCUGGCAGGAGAGUCUCUGCAGGAUUAUGUGCGAUGCACAGACAAUCGCGCGCUGCGGGAGCUGGUGGCUGAGUGCGGGGGCCGCGUGUGCGCCCUAAACAACCGAACCACUGCCCGCGAGCGCGAGGCACAAGCUGAGGAGCUGCUGGGCCUGGUCGCUGGCCUGGUGAGGGAGCACGGGGGCGGGUACUACUCCAAUGAAGUGUAUGAUCUGGUGAGGACCCUGUGGAGCUCUAACCCCAAGGACCAAGUCAGCAAGGUGGCAGAGAUGGUGGCAAGACGCAUGCAGAGGCCCCUGCGCACCAGGCUGCUAACUGGGCUGUGGGACUGGCAGAAAUCUUACAGGAAGAGCUGGAGACGGGGCGUGGCUAUUUUCCUGGGUGUGGCCUUCCUGAUCUACCUGCUGGUCUACAGAAAGGCGCCUCAGCCCAUUGGGGACCAGAACAGCAGAGGGACCCGUCUAAAGACAAAGUGGUCACGUGGGGCCCAGGGUCUUGGGGGCAAGCAGAUGCUCACCUUCGGUGCUAACGGGAACCCGGGGCCCAGCACUUCCAGUCAUAAGAGGGCUUUCUGGAACCUGGGGGACGGGGCUGUCCCCCACCGCCCAGCAUCUGACUCCCAGUGCUUUGUCUGCUCAGACCUUUCUGAAGAGGAAAUGAGUAGGGCAGGGCGGCCUGUCAGCUUUCCACAGGAAGCGGCCAUUUACCACGGCAGCUCUGCUGUGUUCUGGCGGAUUUCAGGUCAGCGUUCAAGUUAUGGCUCUGUAAGUGGCCUUUCUGUGAGAGCAUCAUCCAGCAGGCACAGGUCCUCUGCCUGCCGGCAAGUGACUCACACUGGUGACUGGAGGCUGAGCCCUGCUGGCCCGGAAGAAAUGGAAGGCCUCCGGAAGAGCACAUAUGGAGCCAUAGUUGAAGGGAGCAGGGAAGCCUACUGUGGAGCAGAAUCGGGCUGCUUGAGGAUCCUCCUGGUGGGUAUAUCUGGCUGCGGGAAAAGCGCCACAGGGAACAGCAUCCUCUGCCGACAAGCGUUCGAGUCCAGGCUCAGAGCCCAGUCAGUGACCAGGACCAGCCAGGCAGAGAUGGGCACAUGGAAGGGAAGGAGACUGCUAGUGGUAGACACGCCCCCCAUCUUUGGGUCAAAGGCCCAGAACCAAGACAUGGACAAGGACAUUGGAGAUUGUUACCUGCUGUGUGCCCCAGGACCCCAUGUGCUGCUGCUGGUGACCCAGCUGGGACGCUUCACAGCUCAGGACACCCUAGCCGUGAGGAGGGUGAAGGAGAUCUUCGGGGCAGGAGUCAUGAGACACACGAUCGUCCUCUUCACCCACAAGGAAGACCUGGCAAAUGAGACUUUGGAUGAGUUUGUGACCCACACUGAUAACCACAGCCUGCACAGCCUGGUCCACGAGUGUGGGAGGAGGUACUGUGCCUUUAAUAACAGGGCCUCAGGGGAAGAGCAGCAGGGACAGCUGGCAGAGCUCAUGGCCCUGGUGAGGGGGCUGGAGCAGGAGUGUGAGGGCUCUUUCCAUAGCAACGACCUCUUCCUUCAUGCCCAUGUGCUCCUUAAUGGUGGCUGCAGUGAGUACCAGGAAGCCUACAGGUGCUACCUGGCCAAGGUGAGGCAGGAGGUGGAGAGGCAGAAGCGGGAGCUGGAGGAGCAGGAGGGCAGCUGGGUGGCUAAGAUGCUUUGCAGAGUCAGGACAUGCUCGUGCUCCCAAAUCGCAGCAGCCGCCCUUCUUAUUGGGUGUGGUUUGGUUUUUAUUGGCAUUUUAAUUAACUUGUAUGUUAACCAGUGGAACUGAGCCUUUUCAGGUGAUUUCUGCCAUCAGCGCCCUCUCCCAAGGUUCGCAUUUCUGUCUGCACUGGGGUACCUCAGUUUCACGUUCAUUUGACACCCUUGAAUCGAGUAUGAAAGAAAAGGAACGUAUUACUUAAGUCGUGAGGGUGAGUCAAGUAGUUCCAUCAUAAAGGCCCAGGUGCUAAUAUUCAGGCAUCUGCCCUGGCCAGCCCUUAGGGUCCUGACAGGCUGCUCCUCAACUCCGCCCACUAAGAACACCCCCAUGCACAUUCGCCAUGUUCCCUCAUAAAAGUCAAGCCUCGUCACCUCCUGACUCCUUCUCUUCCACCACUCUUGUCCCCAGGGACCAGUCUCUGUCCCUCUCUCUGCCCCUUUCCUACCCUUCUUUCCUCUUCCAAUAAACCUCCACGGUGAGCCCUGCUGUAUGGCUUUACUCCUUCCUGUUGACUUUUAAACUGUAAUCUUGGUGUCGGACCCGCGGCAGGCUCUUCUGGGCUUCCUCUUGCCCAUUGGCAGCGUGAGGCAUGCCGAGACCCCGGAUCCCGGUCCAGAUAUGACAGCCUCACUUGUCCAACCAACAGGUUGCUGAGCCCGGCUAACCAAAAUGGGCGUGAUUGGUGAGCCUCCCUUGUCUGGCCAUUUCCCACGAGGGAGGAUUCGUCUCUCCGCCAUGACUUCUCACCUCAGGAACAAGCCCUGAUAUCAGACAACUCACGUGUCUCUUGGGGCUCAGCACGCCAUGGCCCCUGGACCUUUGGGUGAUGACUCACUGGCCAGCUUCUGCCUUCUCAAUCAAUCCCCUCGGAACUCCUGGGACGCUAGAAAUUGCAGACUUUUGGCUCUUACUUCUCUGCCUCGCUCAUGGGAACUAUAUCACUGUCUACACCUCCAAGCGCUCAGGCUUUUAAGAGCUUCUAAAUUCAUCUGCCUUUGCGGCCAAAUCUGGCCCAAAUGCCCCUUAGAUAUCAAUCCAAAUGGCGGCUUCUCAGCACCCUAUAUCCCGACAUUUUAAGGACCUUUGCUACAGUCUGUGAGUGAUCCAACAGAUGGAAGGGGUGCCCUGUUUUCAAGCUUUCUCUUAUCUCCACUUAAAGCCCUCUCUACAUUCUUUUUCCUGGUUCUUCUACUCAGCUAUGAAGCCCGUUAAGCUGCAUUUCUCCCUUUCAUUGAGUAAACAGACAACAAACUGGGGUUUUAUACGUCUAACUCUGCUUCUUUCAUUUAAGAAUUCCAAAGUCAGUUUCCGAAGCAACAAUCCGCCUCUGCCGCUAAAGCAGAUUCGUGCUGCCAGGUCCCUUUCCGCCAUCAGCUAUGCAGCGUGCGCACCCUUUAAAAGUACCCGGCAGGAAGAGCGCGUUCCCGUUGCCUCGUCUCUUGUCUCUUACACCUGUCUUUGUCUCUAAUUUCCUCCCUUGCCCCCUUUUUUCUCUCAUGCUUCUCUUCCUCUUGUCUGUCUGCCUCUCUCAAGUCCCCACUCCGACGCAGCCUUUCACGCUUUCACUCUCCCCCUCCCAAUAAACCUCUUGCACUAACUCUGUUGCGUGUGGCGAGUUUGCUUAGUGGCAUACCGGGCAGGGCCCGCCAGAGGUAGCCACUUCACACUAGGAGCCUACCGGCCUGCUCCACCUGCACAGAUCCACUCUCUUCCACCUGCAACAAAUCUGCUUCCUGAUCUGAUUUCUCAUUCACUGACAGCUUUGCCUUCUAUUCAGUACCAACAACUGGGUCUCUGGCAGGGCUCCCGCCUCUGACCAUUCCCCUGGAUGUGAGGCUUCAUUUCUUGAGCACAGUGCGGUUGUGUCUCUCAGGGCUCAUAGACCUUGGCCCCUGUUCUUGAGAGACGAUGUAUUGGUCAGCUUGUGCCCACUCAAUCUGGUCCUCCCUGGAUUCCUGGAUCUGUCUCAUCCUUGGGAACUGUGUUAUACACCUCCUUGCUUUUGGAGACUCACUGACCAGUAUUCUCUGGACCCGCCAGUCAGGGAACUGAGAGAAUUCUCCGCUUUUUUUUUCUUUGCUCCAAGACCUGCUUGUGUCUGUCUGCUCACCCUCUCUAAAUGUUCUGUUUGCUGCAACAUGUGGGUCAGAUGAGGAGGCCUGCUUGUUCCUGCUCAGACACACAGUCCCCCCUUUCUUUUUAUUUGCCCGACUCCUAUUUAAUAUAAGGUGUGUGUGUGCGCAUGGGACAUGUAUUUAACCCGUAUGUGUAAAUGGAAGCUGGCUUUAAUUCUGCAUAUGUGUAUAUACCUUGGAUUCAAUUCUGUGAUAUGUACAUGAAACUAUUGUUUAAAAAACAUGUUUUAAACAGCAGCCAUGUGGCUCGCCUUCACCUUGACUGAUGACAUCAUCAUGACGUAAGCAGCUGCAUGGCUGGUGGCCACUUUUUACUAAGGUUAAAGAGUGGCAGUGAAGAGACAGAAAUCUUAAAUAAAUAAACAAACAAACACCAAACUUCCAGAGAACUUAAAUAAGUGAUGUCAUAUGUUUGAUAAAUAAGUUAUUUAAUAAACAAGAUAAAUAUUCUAUAAUGGAGUUUCCAGUCCCCCAAGAGGCCCCCAUGGCUUGCCAAGGGCAAUGCUGGCCUCUGUGCUCCUUCAGUCUCUGCUCACAGGCCCCUUUCUCCUGUUUCCAUGUGGCCCUGGUGAUCUUUCCCGUCCCUUUUCCUGUCUUCUCAGGAGUCAGCCUUACGAGUGUGGCACAAAUUUGUUCUGUUCCACUUUUUACUAUCGACUGCCCUCAGUCAUCAACCACCUGUCUUCUGGUAUCGGAUGGAAAGAGGGUGUGAGCUGAUGCUGUGGGGAUGGGGAAGGACCAGGGGCUUUCAGGUUUGUUUAUGUGAAGACGGGAAAGCUUAAGUGCUGACCAGGAGAAAGCGAUCUGAGAUGUAUAAAACAAUGGAAACGUGUUCCAGAUUUCUCUCUCUUGCUCUGUUACUGUUCACAAUCUUGACAUUAAUUGAUGGAAUUCUGGUAAGCUAUCAGUCUAGCUCUGGCGGAGCACUAAACAUUAUACUCUACCACUAUAGUGUCACAGCCACAAGCUCAGGGUUUCAAAUUCUCUUUGGUUGCUUUCCAAUGUGUCUAAAACAUAUCUUUAUAUAGAUUCAAAAUUCUCAUGAGCUCCAGGGAGUCGCCUUGAACCCACAUCAAACAGCAUUUUGCCAGGUCCACGUGGUGCCUACUGUUAUACAGAGACUAGACAGUGAAGUGAAACAGACAGAUACCCCAGGGCAUGGCCAACACCCCAGAUAUCCCAGGUUCCCCAAAGGUGACCGGCGCCCCACCCAGGUCAGCAGGAAGCAGUCUCAAGAACAUGGCAUCCUCAUCCCUGCCUCACCUGCUACCCCUUUCUAAUUCCUCACCAUUUUAUAAUAGACAAGAAGGAGGACUGUUAGUAUUCAGGCAUCUGGACUGGCCUGCCCUUGGGGUCCUGACAGGAUGCCCCCUCAGCUGCAGGCACUAAGAACAACUCCCCCCCCUGCACAUUGGCUAAGUUUCCUAAUAAAAGGCAGGCCUUAUCCACCUCCCGUCUCUUCCUCUUCCACCACUCUUGCCCCCAGAAACAGAUCUCUGUCCCCUUCUCUGCUCCUUUCUCUGUCCCCUUUUCUACCCCUUCUCUCUCCUUUUCAAUAAACCUCCCGUGUGAGCCCUGUUGUAUGGUGUGACUCUCUCUCCCGCCGUUUUCAAAACUAUAACACUGGGGACUUUCAAAAAGGAGGGUGUUUGGACUGUGUAGCAACGGGUGUGUCUCACCUAGUGCCCCACCUCCUACAGAGGGAAUGUUAACACACAAAUCUGAGGACAGAAUCUUAUUUUAGUCAGAAGUCCACCCUGAUCUCAUUAGAACUGUAAAAGUCAGGUCUCCAUCCUCUUCCCAGCCCUAAGAAAGGAUAAGGACAGUGUUCAUGAAGCAGGGGCUCUAAGGUAUACAAGAGAAUGGAGUCUAGAGGCCUGGGCAUGAGUGGGGAACAGAGUGAAGAGGCUACAGGAUCAGGGUGGGUCUCACCCCAGGGAUUGCAGGGUCGUCAGUCAAGAAACACAGAAACCAGAAAGUCUAAGUUCAGUAAUACAAAGAGCCAGUGAAUGGGUAUCUUGGACUUGGAAGACUGGAGAGUACAGUAUAGUGCUCGACACCACAUGCAGGCAAAAGUCACUAUGAUCAAGAGGCUGUGUAUUCAUAAAACUUGGUGUGCACUGAAUUUUGAAUUAUAUGUAAUUUUCAUGUGUGAAACUAGAACAUUAUUCUCCUGAAUUCUUCAGCCAUUAGAGAAAGGUGAAAAUGAGUUGGAGAACUAUUCGGGUUUUUAAAUCACAUAUUGCUCUGCUGGAGAAGCGGAGUUUGAAUCCCAGCAUUCACACCAGGCAGCUCACAACAGCCUGUGAUUCCAGCUCUGGGUGAUCCAGCGCCCUCUUCUGGCCUCCACAGGCACUGCACUCACAUGUGCAUAUACAAAAAUAAAAUUAAUCUUUUUUUAAAAUGUGGGGAAAAAAGAAAGAAAAGAAAAAUAUAAAUGUGAAAAUCAGAUUAAAAUCUAAGCUCAGCAGUGCACGUCUGUAACUCCAGAACUUGGGAGGAGGGGGAGAGGGAGACAGGUGGAUCCCAGGGCUCUCUGGCCAGCCAGUCCAAUGGAAAAGGCAGUGAGAGAAAUGCCUUGGAAUAAAGCUAUCCAAUAAAAUGAAAGAACUCUACAAUGAGGACUGUAAAACAGAGAAAGAAACUGAAGAAACCAGAAGAUGAAAGGAUGGAUCAUAUCCACGAGCUGGGAGAAUGAAUGGUAUGAAAAUGUCAAUACUCCCAAAACCAGCUCACAGGUUCAAUACAGUCUUCAUCAAAAGUUCAGUGGUCUUCAAAGAAAUAGGAAAAAAUAACAUUCUUAUGGAAGAAAAGAGAUUCCAGAGAGUUAAAGAAUAAUUCUGAACAAAAGAACAGUGCUGGGGGUUUCAGUAACCUGAUCUGAAACUAUCCUACAGAAGCAUAGUAACAACAAUAAUAAAAACCACAAAACCCAAAACAUGGUAUUACCAUAAAAACAGACACACAGAUCAAUGGAAUAAAAUAGAGGACUCAGACACAAAUCUGUGGGGUUUUUUCUUCUUUAUUCUUUGGGAGGUCCACCACUCAGCUCCCAAAUAAUUACACAGAGACUUAUUCUUUCUUAUAAAUGCCCAGCCUUAACUUGUCUUAUUUCUAAGCAGAUUUUCUUUUUUCUUUUUAAAUUUUUUUAUAAUUAAUUUUACUUUAAGUUCAUUGGUGUUUUGCCUGCAUGUAUGUCUGUGUGAGAGUGUCAGAUCUUGCAGUUACAGACAGUUGUGACCUGCCUUAUAGGUGCUGGGAACUGAACCUGGGUCCUCUGGAAGAGCAGUCAGUGCUCUUUACUGCUGAGCCAUCUCUCCAGCUCUAGCCAGCUUUUCUUAAAUUAUUCCAUCUACCUUUUGCCUCUGGGUUUUUAUCUUUCUCUAUUCUAUAUAACUUUCUUUACUUCUUAUUCGUGGCUUGCUAUGUAGCUGGGUGGCUAGCCCUGGGCCUCUUCUCUCCUCUUUUUUUCUUUCUCCACUCUCUUCUCUUUUUCUCCUUCUAUUUAUUCUCUCUGCCUGGCAGUCCCAUGUCCCUCUCCUACCUAGCUAUUGGCCAAUCAGCUCUUUAUUAGACCAAUCAGGUGUUUUAGAUAAGCAAAGUAACAUAGUAUCCCAGAGUUAAACAAAUGCAACAUAAAAGAACAUAUUUUUGCAUCAUUAAACAAAUGUUUCAUAGCAUAAGCAAAUGUAACACAUCAUCAACUAAUAUUCCACAACACAAACCCACACAUGUGACUUUGUGAUUUUUGGCAAAGAAACAAAAAACCCACAAAAAAAAAAAGACCAUACAUCAGAGAAAAGAGAGCAAGUGAUGCUGGGAAAGCUGGGUAUCCUUGUGUAGAGAAAUGAAGCUGUGUCCCUGCCUCUCAGUCUGUGAAAUCAGCUCAAACUGCGUCGUCUUGAUGUAAGAGCUAAAACUGUUGGAAGAAAAAGUAAAAAAACUCCUUCAAGAUUCAGGUAAGGGGUUUCUGCAAGGGCUCUGGUCACUCUGGAAACGGUGCCAAUGAUUAGCAGAUGGGGUUUUAUGAAAUUCAAAAGCUUCCAUGUGGUAUAAGAAACAAUCACUGUGUGAGUAGAGACAGUCUUCUGAGUGGGGCAAAACCUUCACAGCUAUUCAUUUGCCAUAGGAUUAAGAUCCAGAUAUACCAAGAACUCAGAAAAGAAAGAAAUCAGAUGAAUACCUAGAAACAGCUAGAAUUUGAUAGAAAGAAAUCCAACAGUACAGCUGGUAAAUGAGCUAACACACAGACUCUUCUCAAGAUGGACUACAAAUGACCAAUUAGUACAAGAAAAAUGUCUGGAGACCCACAUUGGAGCUGAAAUCUCAAGGUCCAAAUCAGGAGCAGAAGGAGAGAGAGCACAAGCAAGGAACUCAGGACCGCGAGGGGUGCACCCACACACUGAGACAAU